ACACUCACACACUGCUUGACCUUUAACACUUAUAAACCUCCAGCAAAACAUUCUUAGUUUUUACUCUCAGAGAGAGAGAGAAAGUGAGUGUGGGUAAAAUAAAGUAAAGAAAAUGGUGAGUGAGCGGAGGACAGGGGAGGCGGAGAGGGCGGAGGCAAAGGUUGGAGCGGCGGAGAUGGAGAGUGGUGGCACAAUGAGUGGUCCUCUGGUGGGGAUGAUGAUCACGAGCUCGAGGCCACUUGAUCAUCAUGAUCUUUAUCAAAAUCAAACUAAUAAUAAUAAUAACAGUAAGAGAAAGUGUGGCUCGAACGUGGGUCACGUGGUGUUGAGGCUGUUGUGCAUGCUCACCUCUCUCGCAGCUCUCUCUUUCAUGGUCACAGCUAGCCAGUCUAACUCUAUCUCCAUCUAUGGCUUCCAGUUUCCUAUUCACUCCAAGUGGUCUUUCUCUCACUCCUUCGAGUUUCUAGUUGGGGUUUCAGCUGCAGUAGCUGCUCACUCCUUGCUACAACUACUCAUUAGCGCAUCUCGGCUGCUGAGGAAUUCUCCAGUUAUUCCCUCAAGAAAUCAUGCAUGGCUUAUUUUUGCUGGGGAUCAGGUCUUUGCCUAUGCCAUGAUUAGUGCAGGGUCUGCUGCGUCUGGGGUCACUAACUUGAAUCGCACAGGGAUUCGACAUACAGCUCUACCCAAUUUUUGCAAGUAUUUACAUAGCUUCUGUGAUCAUGUUGCCAUCUCAAUAGCCUUCACUUUUUUCAGCUGCAUCUUGCUUGCCAUGUCUGCCGUCCAGGAUGUAAUAUGGCUUUCCAAGAACUGAAUCACCUUGCUUUCCCACAAACUAGUUAUGCCAUCCUCUAUAGAAAUGACUUACAGGACAUUAUCUGCAUCGUCCUUUCAUUACAAAUGAUCAAUAGUUGGUGUUCUCUCUCUGUAAUUCAGGGCACUUAUUGCUCUUUUGUAAGAAACGAGAUGGUUUUUGUCAAUUGUAAUGGGAAUGUGCUACGGUUGAUUGUUUUAUAGCGCCAGCUUGGGAUGACUCUUGUUUGUAGAUGCUCUAAUAAUAUGUCAAUGUUUAGGUGUGCAAUGUGAGAUAAUCAAACAUCAUACUCAGCCAGUUAA
Molecule: messenger RNA, 1113 nt
Organism: Quercus robur (English oak)
Lineage: Eukaryota; Viridiplantae; Streptophyta; Magnoliopsida; Fagales; Fagaceae
Product: CASP-like protein 3A1
Exons: 3
Coding region: 113-811 (232 amino acids)
Source: RefSeq, a predicted model, not a curated record